AACCCAAGCAGUGGUUAAUCCACCAUUCUCUGCCUUCAAAAGUCAGUAUCUCCAGGAAGGGGGCACGGCAGAAUCUAUUUAGCUUUCUCACUCCUUUUUCUUGUUCCUUACUCUUAUCUCUGCCUAUGGUUGCUUCAAAUUUCAGCUCUAAUCCCAAAAAUAACUAACAGAAACAACCAUGCUACCGUUGUUUGGUUAUUGUUCCUUUCUCUCCUUCGUUCUUCUUUUCCUCUGUUUUUUCCCACGUUUUUGUUUUCCUGCUAGAAUCACACCAGGACAAGUAACUGUCAUAACUAUCGAUGAUCAAAACGCUACCUGGUAUAAUUUUACUCGCUUUAAAGACGCUGAGAAAGGUUGCCACAUCAGCGGCAUGUCGGAACUCAAAAAAUAUUUCCAGCGGUUCGGCUACUUAUCGAUUCCCAACAAUCAAAACGAUAACUUCACUGACGUUUUCGAUGCUCAAUUUGAAUCCGCCGUGAUUUUGUACCAGCAAAAGUUUGGGUUACCGGUAACCGGAAAGCUCGAUUCCGAAACGAUAUCAACAAUCAUGUCCCCAAGGUGCGGUGUUUCCGACACCGAAUCGACAAUCCAUGCGACGAAACAUUUUGCCUAUUUUUACGGAAGGCCGAGGUGGGACCGUGGGUCGUCCAUGACUUUAACAUACGCUUUUUCGCCUACAGACAUGAUCGAUUACAUAAGCUUACCGGAAAUCAAAACAGUGUUUAAGCGCUCGUUCUCGAGGUGGGCUUCGGUGAUUCCAGUGAACUUCACGGAGAUAGACGAUUAUCCAUCAGCUAAUAUCAAAAUCGGGUUUUUCAAGGGCGACCACGGUGACGGUCAACCGUUUGAUGGGGUUUUAGGAGUGUUAGCUCAUGCUUUUUCACCAGAGAACGGAAGGUUCCACUUGGACGAAGAUGAAACGUGGGCCAUUGAUUUCGAGAAAGUGAAAUCAAAGACGGCUAUUGACUUGGAAUCAGUGGCUACACAUGAGAUUGGCCAUAUACUCGGGUUGGCCCAUAGUUCGAUCAAGGAAGCCGUGAUGUAUCCGAGCUUGAAGCCACGUAGUAAAAAAGUGAAUCUUAAACUCGAUGAUGUAGAAGGUGUUCAAGCAUUGUACGGAUCAAACCCUAACUUCAAAUACAGUUCUUUGUUGGCGUAUGAAAAUUCUUACAACAAAGCAAUUAACCUCAAUCAAAGAUCUUGUAGUUGGACGUUUUCAAUAGUAGUGGUAGUUUUUUUUAUUCUUUUCAUGAUUACAUAAGAGCCUUCUUUUUUGAGCUCUUUUAUUUAUGUGUGAAGAAAAAAUUGCUCACACCCAAAAAAAAAAAAAAACCGAAACAAUCUUUGUUUUGUAUAAGGAUGUAAUAUAUUUGUGAAUAAUUUUUUUAUUAUA
Messenger RNA from Gossypium raimondii (Peruvian cotton), 1393 nucleotides. RefSeq names its product metalloendoproteinase 1-MMP. The transcript has a single exon. Gene Ontology annotation, molecular function: metalloendopeptidase activity; zinc ion binding. Bases 179 to 1261 code for a protein of 360 amino acids. The record is from RefSeq and is a predicted model, not a curated record. Gene Ontology annotation, cellular component: extracellular matrix. Lineage: Eukaryota; Viridiplantae; Streptophyta; Magnoliopsida; Malvales; Malvaceae. Gene Ontology annotation, biological process: proteolysis; collagen catabolic process; extracellular matrix organization.